AUCCUCCUUGUUUUUUUAUAUUUGUAUAUCCUCAUAUCUCCUCAAGCUCAUUUUCUCUCUCUCUCUCUCUCUCUGCAACCUUUUCCUUUGGCUCUCUACGACGUGAAUCCGGACGGGACUCGCAUUCGAGGGAAAAAAAAAUGGCAGAGCCUAGACCAGAUACACCUUUGAUCCCACCAUCUUCCUCUUCUUCACAUUCCCGAACGCUCCCCGAUUUCAAGAAGUCUAUCAAGCUCAAAUAUGUGAAGCUUGGAUAUCACUACCUCAUCACCCAUGGAAUGUACCUAUUCCUUUCCCCUCUUGUGGUUGUGAUUGCUGCUCAGCUCUCAACAUUUUCACUCCAAGAUUUUUAUAGCAUUUGGGAGAAUCUCCAGUACAACUUUAUUUCUGUGAUCCUCUGCACUACUCUCCUUGUUUUUCUAUUCACCAUCUACUUUGUCACUCGUCCCCAUCCUGUAUACCUCGUUAACUUCUCCUGCUACAAGCCUGAAGAGGCAAGAAAAUGCACCAAAAAGAUUUUCAUGGAUCGAUCUCAGAUGGCUGGUGUGUUCUCUGAGGAGAAUCUUGAGUUUCAGAAAAAGAUCCUUAUGAGAUCUGGCCUCGGUGAUUCUACAUAUCUACCAGAGGCUGUCUUGAACAUUCCUCCCAACCCUUCUAUGAAAGAAGCUCGGAAAGAAGCUGAGGCUGUAAUGUUUGGUGCUGUUGAUGAUCUUCUGGCUAAGACUUCAGUAAAUCCCAAAGAUAUUGGAAUCUUGAUUGUGAAUUGUAGCUUGUUUAGUCCUACACCAUCUCUAUCUGCCAUGGUUAUCAAUCAUUACAAACUUCGAGGGAAUAUAGUCAGCUACAAUUUGGGUGGGAUGGGUUGCAGUGCUGGCUUGAUCUCAAUUUCUCUUGCUAAAGAACUUCUUCAGGUCCAUCCUAACUCCUACGCGUUGGUGAUCAGCAUGGAGAACAUCACAUUGAAUUGGUAUUUUGGAAAUGAUCGAUCGAAACUCGUCUCAAACUGUUUGUUCCGCAUGGGAGGCGCUGCAAUACUACUUUCUAACAAAAGAUCUGACAGAAGAAGAUCCAAAUACCAAUUGGUACAUACUGUCCGAACUCACAAGGGUGCUGAUGAUAAGUGUUUUGCAUGUGUUACCCAAGAAGAGGACUCUAAUGGGAAGGUUGGUGUAACUUUGUCGAAGGAGCUCAUGGGAGUUGCAGGAGAUGCCUUAAAAACCAACAUCACCACAUUGGGGCCUCUUGUUUUGCCAAUGUCCGAACAAUUGCUUUUCUUCACCACACUAGUGGGGAGGAAACUUCUCAAGAUGAAGAUAAAGCCGUACAUCCCAGAUUUCAGACUAGCUUUUGAGCAUUUCUGCAUUCAUGCUGGAGGAAGAGCUGUUUUGGAUGAAUUGGAGAAGAACCUGCAGCUUUCUGACUGGCACAUGGAGCCAUCAAGGAUGACACUUUACCGGUUUGGCAACACCUCAAGCAGUUCUCUUUGGUAUGAAUUGGCCUAUUCAGAAGCCAAGGGAAGGAUGAAGAAAGGAGACAGAACAUGGCAAAUAGCAUUUGGUUCAGGAUUCAAGUGUAAUAGUGCCGUCUGGAAAGCUCUAAAGACCAUUAACCCUGCGAAGGAAAAGAACCCAUGGAUGGAUGAAAUUCACCAGUUCCCAGUGGAAGUUCCAAAGUUAUCAACCAUCUGAACUGCAAAACCAGUGAUGCUCUUCUAAUUCAGGUGUUAGGAUUUAUUCUUCCAUUCCUACUCGGGCAGAUUAGCACUCUAGCAGUAAUUAUUCGGAUUGGGGACUACUUUAUUUCAAUUGUUGUAGGGGUAUUUCUUUGUAACCCUUCUUCACAUGUGGUUUUUGAUUGGUAUUCUUCUGCAA
Tripterygium wilfordii is the source of this 1871-nucleotide messenger RNA. Its product is annotated as 3-ketoacyl-CoA synthase 11. Gene Ontology annotation, biological process: fatty acid biosynthetic process. Gene Ontology annotation, cellular component: membrane. Gene Ontology annotation, molecular function: acyltransferase activity, transferring groups other than amino-acyl groups. NCBI's taxonomy places the organism in Eukaryota, Viridiplantae, Streptophyta, Magnoliopsida, Celastrales, Celastraceae. The coding region runs from base 141 to 1688 and encodes 515 amino acids. The record is from RefSeq and is a predicted model, not a curated record. The transcript has 2 exons.